Coprinopsis cinerea okayama7#130 is the source of this 3024-nucleotide messenger RNA. RefSeq lists its product as hypothetical. Bases 1 to 3024 code for a protein of 1007 amino acids. The transcript has 14 exons. The record is from RefSeq and is a predicted model, not a curated record. Lineage: Eukaryota; Fungi; Basidiomycota; Agaricomycetes; Agaricales; Psathyrellaceae.
AUGUCGCGGUUGCCCUUCGUCCUCACGGCGCUUCUCUUCGCGCAGAACGUCCUAGCCAUUGGACAACCUUCUUGCGUCUCCUCUCGAAGCUCUUCCGGCUCCUUCGCUGUCGUCGCUAAUGGCCGCCGCGCAGCACCCAUCUUCACUUCUGAGGAAGAUUGGCCCGGUGUUCACAUCGCUGCUGCAGAUUUCGCCGCCGACAUUCGACGUGUCACAGAUGUCAACCCUUCCUUGAGGAACGGUACCGUCUCUGACCUGUCGGGAAGCAGGCCUAUCAUCGUCGGUACCCUCGGCAAGAGUGCGUUGAUCGACGCUAUCGUCAACUCCAACUCGACGGGUUUGGAUGUGUCGAGCAUCGAAGGAAAGUGGGAGUCGUUCAUCGGCAAGGUGGUAGAGAACCCGCUUCCUGGUGUGCAGAGUGCCUACGUGAUUGUCGGCUCGGAUAAGCGAGGGACGAUCUAUGGUCUUUACGAACAUUCGGAACAGUUUGGUGUCUCCCCAUGGUACUGGUGGGCCGAUGUCCCAACCACCAAGCGUCCUCAAAUCCACCUCACCGCUGAAGGCUGCUCCCAUGGCGAGCCCACCGUCAAGUACCGCGGUAUCUUCUUGAACGAUGAACAACCCGCUUUGCAGAACUGGGCCUUUGAGAAAUUCACCAACGGCACCGGCUCGGAACACUUCAACUCUCCGUUCAACAGGUUCUUCUAUACCCGGCUAUUCGAGCUUAUUCUGAGGUUGAGGGGUAACUACUUGUGGCCUGCUAUGUGGGGAAGUGCUUUUGCUAUGGACGACCCUCUAAACCAAUUCUUGGCCGACCGAUAUGGUGUCGUUAUGGGCACCAGUCACCAAGAGCCCAUGCUUCGAUCCACCCCCAACGAGUUCACCAUUGUUGGCAGCGGCGGCUGGGAUUAUGUCGGCAACACCGAGGCUAUCCAGAAGUACUGGAGAGAAGGUGUUGAGCGUGGCAAGGACUUCGAGUCUAUUUACACUAUGGGCAUGCGAGGCUUCGGUGAUUUGCCACUUUCUGAGGAGACCAACAUUGAGUUGCUGGAGAAGGUUAUUGAAGACCAGAGCGCCAUCUUCAGGGAGGUGUAUGGUGAAGACGUUGAUCUUGCCACUAUUCCCCAGGUCUGGACCCUCUCUGACUAUUCCAAAGACAAGGAGGUCGAGGGCUACUAUGACAAGGGCAUGCGAGUUCCCGAUUACAUUACUCUCCUCUGGGCCGAUGACAACUGGGGCAACAUCCGUCGCUUCCCCACUCCCAGUGAGCGCAACAGGACCGGUGGUGCUGGCGUCUACUACCACUUCGACUACGUCGGCGACCCACGGAGCUACAAAUGGUUGACCACCACCCAACUCGAGAAGGUCCAUGAACAAAUGUCCCUCGCCGUCGACCGUGAGGCAACCCGCCUUUGGAUCGUCAACGUUGGUGACAUGAAGCCUUUCGAGCGCGAGAUCGAAUUCUUCCUCAGCUACGGUUACGACGCACCCCGAUGGAAGCACAACAACAUCAACGAGUUCGUCAACUUGUGGGCUCAGCGAGAGUUUGACGUCGACCAGAACACCGCGGAGGCGAUUACUGGCAUCGUCGGCAACUUGACCAGGUACAAUGCUAGGAGGAAACCCGAGCUUUUGAACGGAACGACAUUCAGCUUGAUCAACUACCGGGAGGCUGACAACGUCUUGACCGGCUGGGACAACCUCGUCUCUGCUUCCACCAGAAUCUACAACCGGCUCUCGAAUGCCUUCAAGCCUGCCUACUUCCAGCUCGUCCACCACCCCGUCAUCGCCAGCGCCAACCUUGGCCACAUGCUUAUCAACGUUGGUCUCAACAACCUUCGAGCCUCGCAGGCCAGUCAAUCUGCCAACACCUAUGCUGCCAUUGCCGAGAGGUUGUUCGACCGUGAUUGGGAAAUCGAGACCGAGUACCACAAGUUGCUCGAUGGCAAGUGGAAUCACUUCAUGUCCCAAACCCACAUCGGAUACUACUACUGGCAACAGCCCAUGGCUAACACCUUGCCUGGUCUCGUCAAGGUUGCCACUCGCAAGCAGGCUCUUCCCGGUGUGAUGAGAAUCACCGCUGAGAACAGCAACGGUGCAUGGCCAGGAGACAACAGGAACAACUGCCGCGACGGUUACAACUGCGGUGACCCUACCCUCACCAUCGACAACUACGACACUUUCGGCAACAAGUACAUCGAUAUCAGCGCUGGCGGUCCAUCGUCAUUCGACUACAGUAUCAAGUCCAGCGAAUCUUGGGUCAGGAUCUCUUCUACUCGGGGAUCGAUCUCGCAGAAGAACAAGGACAUCGAGCGAGUGUUCUUCAGCGUUAGCGACUGGGGCAGCCUGCAGGAUGGCCGCAAUGAAGCCAGGAUCACCGUCACUGCUAAUGCCCGUGGCCAGAACCCUCUGGACGUCAAUGUCAACUUCGUCGCUAUCAAGAACGCCGUUCAGGGUGACUUCAAGGGCUUCGUUGAGGGUGCUGGUGUUAUCUCUAUUGAGGCUGCUCACGCAUCGCGCAACAGCAGCGUUGGCAACUAUGCCUGGCAAGAGCUGCCUGGCUAUGGCCGAACUCUCUCUGCUGUAACUCCUCUCCCUCGCACCGACGACAGCUACGAGGCUGGCACUGGACCUACCCUUGAAUACGACUUCUACAACUUCAACGCUGUUGGCGACGAACACAACGUCACGGUUACCGUCCUCUUGGCUCCCGCCUUCAAUUUUGCUACCGAGUCCAACCCUCUUGCCUUCGGUCUCACCAUUGACGACCAGCCCAUCCAACGCAUCCAGCCUAUUCCUCCUCUCUCCAAGCCUGGAGACUUCCCUCCUGGCUGGGGAGGUGAGUUCGGAUGGGUUGCCAACUCCAUCACUCCCUACGUGAUUACCUUCAGCAAUGUCGCUCCUGGUGCCCACACCCUCAAGUUGUCUGCUAUCGAGUCGGGUGUUGUUGUCCAGAAGAUCAUCAUCGACGCCGGUGGACUGCUCACCAGCUACCUCGGUCCUCCCGAGAGUAUUCGCGUUUAA